Rotaria socialis is the source of this 1755-nucleotide messenger RNA. The record is from the annotation of a GenBank genome assembly. Lineage: Eukaryota; Metazoa; Rotifera; Eurotatoria; Philodinida; Philodinidae.
AUGAUAACAUUAGCACGUUUUGUUGCCUUGUUAUACUAUGUAUUACAUGUAGGCGAUUGUGGAACAUUACCAGCUGCACAACAAGCUGAACAAACACUCAUAACAUCAUUGCUAAAUGCAUACAAUAAAAAUAUAAGGCCAGAAGAACUAGUCUCUGUUUCUAUCACCGCUGCGCUAAAACAAAUUUUGACGUUAGAUGAAAAGCAGCAAAUCAUGACAUCAAGUUCAUAUAUUUCACAAACAUGGAACGAUGAUCGACUAAGUUGGACACCAAAUUCUUCAAAUAAUAUUGAGGUAGUUAUGUUACCAGUUAAAAGCCUGUGGUUACCAGAUACAAUGAUAUUGAAUUCAGGAGAUACAAGUGGUUAUCUCACAGUGAGUGAUUAUAGUUUGGCAUCCGUUUUAUACACCGGGAAAGUAAAUGUAAUAUUGCCAACAUUAGCCAUAAAAACAAGAUGCAAUUUGUAUGUUCGAAAGUUUCCGUUUGAUCAACAACUAUGUACCAUUAAUUUAACAUCAUGGAGUCAAGGAGCAAAUAGAGUCAUAUAUAUAGAAAAUAGUAGUGAAGUAUUGGAUCUUACAGAAUAUAGUGAACAUCCGUUAUGGAAAUUAACUGGCACAGAUGUGAUCCUGAUAGAAGCAGGAGAUAGGGCACCCUUUGAAUCUACAUACAAUGAUGUCAUAUCGAUACAACUAUAUUUAGAAAGAAAACCAUUAUAUUUUAUGAUGAAUGGUAUAUUUGCAUGUUUGGUCUUAAAUUGUGUAACGUUGUUAUCCUACUAUAUACCUUUUGGAACGCAAAUUGGCCUAUGUAUGACAUGUUUUAUGACAUAUUCCGUUUAUUCACUUAAUUUCUCGAGUUUAUUUCCACAACAGUCUGAGUAUUUAAUGAUAAUCACAUUAUAUUUUUUGCUAUCAAUGAGUUGGACAUUAAUAUCAAUGACAUGGUUUAUCAUAUGUAAUCAUUUUCUAGCAAAAGCUGCAAUGCCUGUGCCGCUAGUUAUGUUUUCUGGACUAUUGCAACGACUCUUUGCUUGUUGUCUGAAAUUAUUGGCUUCAUGUACUGCAAGAAUUAAUAGAAUUCACAACUUUGCGAAGAAUCAGCAGGUUGCCAUUGAAGAUGCGGAGUCUACGAAAACAAAACCAAACGAUACCAAUUCUAAUCAAACAGUAAUCUAUCCAAAUUUGGUUUGGGCAUCUAUUAUGGACAGUGUUGUCCAUGCACAACUUGUCUCUAUGAGUCGUGCUUAUCUUUGGGCAUCGUUUAUUACCAAACGAUUUUUAGCUUAUUGUCAAUUUCAAUUAGAAUGCAAUCAAUAUUUUCCAGCUGUUGAACCGCCUCCAAUUAUGGUAUCCAGACUACUUAGAGAAUUGGCUAGAAAUAAUCACCGUUGUGCCAAUGAGUAUUUUUCACGAUAUCAUUUGACUGAUAAAAAGCUUCGUAGUUUAUUCCUCAACAUGAUAGCAUCAAAUGUAUUGUUUUAUGACGGCACUGUUAUACCAGCCAUCAUAUUUCGUUUGAAUCCUUACAAUCAAGAAGAUGUAAUAGUACUGAAAUUUUUCUUCGAAACUACUCUUGGAACACCAGAAAGUACCAGCGAGAAUAACCAAAAUUCGUCACCACUUGUCGAUUCUCUCGUGCUCCUCUUUAAUAUUGUUCAAUCAGGGCUGUGCCUAGGUAAAUAUGAAGACGAAGUUGAUGACGGGACUAUUUUAGCUUGGGAUACAUCAACAUUAAUAUCUGCAGACCACUAA